AUGGUGCUCUCAAUCCUCAUCGCUGCCAUCGUAGCCCCAGGUUUACUUGGCUCACAAGAAGCUGUCCGACAAUCGCAAUCUAAAGAGAAGAGAGAGGAGCACCGUGCCCGUCGCUGCAACCUCAUCGCAACAUGCGUCAAGUCAUCACAUCGCAGCCGAGAGAUAGACGGCCGCCAGGUCGUCUUGAGAAAUGGAAAGCUUUGGAUUGACACAGGCACUGAGGAUGGGAGCCCACUAGGCCAUCCUUACGCUGGAUACUACCUACCUUAUCCUGAUACUAAUCACGAAGGCCUUGUCACAACAAUCACAGACGUUGCACCGAUCAUGAACUGGGUGUACGUCGACAAAGAGACAGGGGAAGUCAAGUACGGUGUUCGCGCAGAUGCUCAACCAAACCUCACUGGUCCGUUCGAUUGCACGCGACAAGAUCGACGACUCACAUUCGAUGGCUGGGAAGGAUGGUGCGCGGUCGAAGAAGCGCCAGGCCUUUGGGGUCUUUACUUUGACCUCGGUGAUGACGGCCUAAAGUCAAGAGUCGCUCCUGGUACCAGGGUGUUGGAGAUCGAAUUGAGUAGAAAAGAGAAGAGGUUUCAAAAAGAGGCGGGCGCUCGAAAACAGGAUCAGACGACGAAAAGGGCCGUCGAUGCGAAAGAGGAUGCACCAGUCGAUCAGCCGCUGGCCGCAGAGGCACUGGUAUCGAAGCCGGGAGUGGUCGACAAGGAAGGAAGUCAAGGCAGUGAUAAGCAGGAGUCGUAUAGACCGAUGAAAAUACCGCAGUCUAUCUUUGAGGAUCCACCUCCUAUGGUAGAGUCAUUGGUGUUCAGACCUGCUACGCCGCCACCAGCAUAUUCUCCUACUGUAGAGGGAGGUCCGAGAACAUUGGACUCAACAUCAAAACCAAACGUAGGACCUGUUGAAACAUCUGGCAUGGGCCAGAUCAAGAACUCACCAGGAAUUGGAGGUUCUCUGCCUUCUAUCAUAACAGAACUUUUGCCUACCGAAGUGCAGUCAACGAGUGGUGAAGAGAGCGAAGUUAUUCUGAAGCAGGAUGUUGCACGGACUCAACCAGCCUCAAAUUCUAUCGAUGACAAGGAAAGUACACCAGAGAAGGCAGACUCCCGACCCGCUGAGCAGCAAUCCCCAUCUGUGAGCGAGAAGCGAACCACACCCAAGCUGAACAGAAGCAGUGGCUCACGAGCCCUAGCCCAGGCUCAGAAGUUCGAGGCUUUGGCAGCAGCUCAAAAGCCUGAUUCCAAUGUUCGAAGGCGAUCAAACGAACGUGGAUCUCGUGCUAAUAGUACUACUUCUUCCGUGUAUUCCAACGAAGGCGAGUCACUGAGCACGCCUGGGGUUAGCGUACAGCCUCAAGCCUCUCCAACACCGGCACCUUUAGCGCUGGCAAUCUCGAAAGCAAAUCAAGCGAAAGCAUUGGCAGCACGGUCGCAACCUUCAGAUCCUUCUAAUCAACGGCCUAUAACACCUCCACGUCAGCGAGCACCUUCUUUGCGAGAAGAUCCAGCCAUAUCGGGAGCUCAAACUACGGCAAGCUCCAAGCCGAUUGUAUCUCUACCACGUCGACCAAAUCCUUCCAGGUCAAGUCCCAGUCCAAGUGCGACCUCACAAAGAUCGACUUCCCGUCAAGCAACACAAACAUCUAGCCAAAAUCGCCAGCAGAGGGAACGCUCUGUCUCUGGGCUAUCGUCAUCUCCAUCGAGAGUCGAUACUUCUCGCUUGUCGCCCAGGUCUUCAUCCAUAACAUCUGGACGACAGUCCCUUGCUCGUACUAUGACGAGUGGAAAGGGCAACCAGGGCAUGAGCAACAGGAUCGGUGGAAGUCAGGGUAGGGUGAGUGGAACGUCCAGACAGCCUGCUACUGCUUCUAGAGGGAAUGGAAGAGAGAGGUCGGCGACUAACAGUGGGAGGAAGACUACGUCAGCAUUGUUCAGGGAGAUUGAUAAUCUGGUUAGUUUAGAAGGUCAAGAUGGGCAGGCGAAGAGAUGA
Alternaria burnsii is the source of this 2001-nucleotide messenger RNA. RefSeq lists its product as uncharacterized. Lineage: Eukaryota; Fungi; Ascomycota; Dothideomycetes; Pleosporales; Pleosporaceae. The record is from RefSeq and is a predicted model, not a curated record. The coding region runs from base 1 to 2001 and encodes 666 amino acids. The transcript has a single exon.